This is a messenger RNA of Penicillium roqueforti, 1518 nucleotides long. Its product is annotated as arylsulfotransferase family protein. The record is from RefSeq and is a predicted model, not a curated record. The transcript has 2 exons. Lineage: Eukaryota; Fungi; Ascomycota; Eurotiomycetes; Eurotiales; Aspergillaceae. Bases 1 to 1518 code for a protein of 505 amino acids.
AUGCGUCUUUCUUCCGCCUUUGCCGCCCUUUGCGGGCUCCAAGCGACCCUUGUCGUUGCUGAGAACACCACUUGGCCCUGGCGAACCUUCAAGUCCAGCCCUCACCAGCCUCCAAGUCUCCAAAUCUCCAAAUCCGGACCUACCAGCCCCGGAUACCUCUUCUUUGACCAAUCAUGGAACGCACAUCAGUACGGUGUGUUCAUAAUGUCGGACAGUAAUGAGCUUGUUUGGCAAAGCCCGCCCGGUGAUCUACAGGAUUUCCGAGUACAGAAGCUGGAUGGGAAGCCUGUCCUGACGUACUUCAACGGCCUUGGAGUCCCAGAGCCGUUCGGAUGGGGAUACGGCAUUGUUCAAGUCUUGGACGAGUCCUAUCGAAGUAUCUAUAAUGUCUCUGUGACAAACGACAACUACAAGGCCUUGGGCAGCAUUGACAGCUCCUCUUUCGUAUCAUGGAUUGACAUCCACGAGAAUACAAUGACGUCUGAUGGGACAAUGCUGGUCACCGGCUACAAUGUCACCCAGGCUGAUCUCAGUUCUGUGGGAGGCCCCAAGAACGGUUGGAUCGCUGACUCGCUCUUCUACGAGAUCGACGUCAAGACCAAUGAGAUACUUUUCCGUUGGAGUGCCCUCGACCAUAUCAAUCAGAUUCCCUUGGAACAUGUACAGCCAUUCUACCCUGUUCGAGACUGGGGACACAACAGCAGCUCUCCCUACGGCUACUUUCAUAUCAACUCAGUGGACAAGUUUCAAGAUGGAACGUACCUCAUUUCUUCUCGUUACUACUGUUCGCUGUUCAAGAUCGCGAAGGAUGGAUCGGUGGACUGGACGCUACAGGGUCAAGGUGGCGGCGACUUUGAACUCAAGGGAAUCAAAUUCAGUUACCAACACGACGCCCGCAUUCGUGACGAGACUGAAAAUGCACUCAUUCUUAGCAUUUUUGACAAUUCCAACUCCGAUGUCCAGAACGGGACUGAUCACACCGAAGGCAUAUUUAUGAGCGUCAAUCUGGCCACUCGCGAGGUCUCCCCUGUCCGAACUCUGCACGAUCAACGCGAUGAGAUCUUUUCGACUUCUCAAGGAAACACACAAUUACUACCUGCAAAUCACGUUGUGAUGGGCUACGGAUCAAAUCCUAAAAUCAAGGAGUAUAAUGCCAACGGUUCUUGUAUCAUGACUGCCCAGUUUGGAUUCGAUGGUGUCGUUUCAAGUUACCGAGCCUAUCGCUCCCCCUGGGUCGGCGUUCCCGCAACUCCCCCCGAUGUAUUCUCUUGUAUUGAGAAAAGCAGCAACAAGACCAAUGUUUAUAUGAGUUGGAACGGAGCCACUGAGCAUCAACAGUGGAAGGUUUUUGGGGGCGCUACUCGUUCAGAACUGAGUCCGGUCGCGAUGGCACGAAAGACAGGAUUUGAGACCGUGGCGAGCAUCAAAGGAUAUCUUGGAUAUGUCCGAGUGGAAGCUCACGGCCUGGGGAUCCAGAAAGGCGUUUCCAAAAUUGUACCCGUGCAGAGUCAGUGUUAG